Ostrea edulis (European flat oyster) is the source of this 2034-nucleotide messenger RNA. RefSeq lists its product as uncharacterized. NCBI's taxonomy places the organism in Eukaryota, Metazoa, Mollusca, Bivalvia, Ostreida, Ostreidae. The transcript has 3 exons. The record is from RefSeq and is a predicted model, not a curated record. Bases 552 to 1712 code for a protein of 386 amino acids.
GUCUUUUGUCAUCCGGGCGUACAUGGGAGAUCCAAUGAUCCAUGCAGUCCUCAUCGAUUUACUAAUUGCCUCUCACUUUUUUAAAUUAUUAUCCUCUGUCCUUUAUGCAUAUUGUAUGUAGAAACUUAACUGUUCUUACGGUUUUCAUUUUCCGGCAACUGUUUGGCAAUGUUCCCAGAUUAUAUUUAUGUAGACAAAUGCUUCAAACUUUCGUCUUAUUGGUAUUUCAUCGACAUAAUCGCUUUCAUUAUCAAUUUACGAAAUCUCACAAAAACAUUGCUUAUUUUAUACGUCCUAUUUCUUCGAGGUACGGGAUUAUGUCCAGUAAAAUUAAAUUGUUUCUAUCGUAUUCAGGGUCGUAAUCUUGGAUGCACUAUGCAAUGGCAAUACAUUAAUGUAAUAGCAAUAAUAAUACGACCUGAAUAGGCCCCGAAUUCUUUUCAGAAUCUAUUGAACCGGUUCAUAAAAAGAUCGCUGGCACAAUCAGUGUUUACUAUCCCGUCAGCAAACUGGAAAGACGGGGUUAGUGCUUUGCUCGUUCAUAUGCAGACAUGAUGAACGGAUCCACACACAGUCGGAGCAAUUCCUGGAGAGAAAAGAACAACGACUCUGCGGACGGACAGUCCAGAGCUCAGUGGAGCACACAGUCCUUCACCGCGGAGGACAUUAUCCAGCAGUUCGCGCUGCCACAGAUUGUGAAAUGUAAUCAGCAGGCCAUUUUGGUCAAGCGAGAUGUUCCACUACCAAUUAACCUGGCACAACCGGUGCUGCUCCACGACAAACGAACGAUCCGGAAGCUGUUGGCGAGAAACGUCGUACUGAAUCCCGCUACCCAGCGUUAUAGUGAAAAUGACGAAACUGUCGUCAUCCCCUCCGAUUAUGACGGUCUCUUUCUCCGUUUGCAGUCCAGGACAGCCAAAGACCACACAUGUCACAAAAGCAUCGAGUCUCUGGCUAAACAUAAAGUCAGGGCAUUCCUUAACCUCAGCAAAAUGGCAGCUUUCCAAAUCUCCAGGAAUCCCCAGUCUAACGACUAUCUCCAAAUAAACUACACCCCAGGAAACGUAUUCCUAGUGGAAAAAGUAUUCCAAGGGUCCGCCCGCGUCAAGUCUGAGUCCAUUCUGUCUCGGAAAUCCACGCAAAUUCAACAAAUCAAAUAUCUAAAAUGCAAAGAUGAAAAGGAUGUGGAUGUUUUAAUUCCGAUGUCGCAGCCAGGGGAGUUUAUCGAAGCGCUUUCGAGUCCCACGGGUAACGGACGAAUGUCUGUCAAUGCUGAGAGCCUUAUUGCUACGCAGAAGUUUCCAAUCGUUAUCCGCUUUAUCAGCGGCAGAAACAGACCACGUCUGACGUCAUUCUCGGGGCUUUUCACACUUUUAGACUCUUUUGAAGAAACGACCUUGUUUGGUUGCAUUCUGGACCCACACGGUUUCACGAUGCUGGAACUUCCGGUUUCUUCACCUCUGACUUUUCAGUUAGCACUCAAUACGCAUGAUCUGUAUUCACACCCCGUGGUGAAGAAAGCUUUGCGCUUAUGUGACGCAAAAGGACACGCGUAUUUCAGAGAAUUGAAGUAUAAAUUUAAAUUUGCUCAAAGAAUUCUUCAAAUAAGCGGAAGACGAAUUGAGCCGGAAGACGAAAACGAUCCCGGUGAUCCACCAAGUGCUGCAAAUUCUGCCAAGUUCGGAGUGACCACCACUUAUAUUUACCUGUGAAUCUGAAGACAUUGUAUACUGAAUUAUGAUAAUGUUCACCUGUAAAUAGUCCUGAAAUAUCAUGAAUCAAAUGUAUUAUAUACCUCUAGUAUUACUGAUAAUGCUAUAUUCGUGCAAUAAUAUUUGUUGAUAUUCUAUCGUAUUACCCCUUUUGUAGUGUGGAUUACAUGAAGGAAUAAGAAAUUUAAGUAUAAAUUGACAUCUUUUUUCAGUAUUGGCACUCAGUAUUGGAAUAAGCAGGGUAUAUUCUAUACAGCAUAUAUCUAUAUCUGAUGAAACAUGCAAUGCCACUACUAAUUUUCAAUAAACAACCAUUAGUGCU